AAAGUGCUCAAACUCACAGCUCCGCACGCCACAGCUGGGGGAGAGUGCAAACCAAGUGCAAAUAAAAGAAAAAGAAAAAAACAACAACGGAUUUAUCAUUUGCACAGCUCCUCCCGUAGCUCCUCUCUAGCAUGAAGCUCCACGUGCUCUCCGCCGCCGCCGCCGUGCUGCUCGUGGCGCUCGUGGCCGCACACGGCGCGCCGGAUCGCGAGGUGGCGGCGAGGCGCGCACGCCCCGUGCUCGCCAGGCUCGGGGAGGAGUAUUUCAUCCGCGUGGGGGGCAACCGGGAGCGCGAAGCGGAGCCCAGGAGGUGGCUGAGGAGGGCCGUGCAGCUGCAGCUGGAGGGCAAAGUUGGCGCAGAGGGUUACGCGCGGGCGCAGGAGCGACAGGCGGGCCAGGAGGAGCAAGAAGAGGAGGAGCAGCAGCAGGAGGUGCAGCAAGUGGAGCAGGAGGAGAGAGCGCGGCGCUCCGAGGAGCCUCCUAUCUCCCUGGACCUCACCUUCCACCUUCUCCGGGAGGUGCUGGAGAUGGCCAGGGCCGAGCAGCUCGCGCAGCAAGCCCACAGCAACCGGAAGAUGAUGGAGAUCUUUGGGAAGUAGAAGUAGGAUGCGCGAGGGGAGCGCGAGCUGCCAAAGGAACAUUUUUACGCCACAUCGCUGCUUUUCACCAUCCCCUCCCCCCUCCCCCCCUCCAUUUAUUACUACUGUACUUAACCCCUCCGUAUAGAGUCGAGUGAGAGAAAGAGAAAAAAAAGUCAUGGGGUGUGAAAAAGAAAAAAAAAAGAAAGAAAAACAAACAAAACUCUCCUCACUUUGGCAUUAUUGUUGUAUAAGUGCUGAAUCAGAACUGUAGCAUAAAUGCAAUGAUGCAUUAUUCGUUUUCUUUUAAGAGACACCAACACAGACAAAAAAAAGACAAAAAAGAAGGAAAAUAUUUUCAGAGUACUGUACUGAAGUUGAUAUUUUAUCUGAUAGACUAUCCGGUUGCAUUGUACCUUAUACAGUACAUUGUUUAAGUUUGUUAAUAAACUACAAUGAG
Pygocentrus nattereri (red-bellied piranha) is the source of this 1038-nucleotide messenger RNA. It is a transcript of the gene crhb, whose product is annotated as corticotropin releasing hormone b. Gene Ontology annotation, cellular component: extracellular region. Gene Ontology annotation, molecular function: hormone activity. The record is from RefSeq and is a predicted model, not a curated record. The coding region runs from base 132 to 599 and encodes 155 amino acids. The transcript is spliced from 2 exons. NCBI's taxonomy places the organism in Eukaryota, Metazoa, Chordata, Actinopteri, Characiformes, Serrasalmidae.